AAACGCGGAUGAACAUCGUGGUUAGGCGUGGGGGAUUAAAUAAGAAUUAAAAUUUGCAUUUUUUUUUUAAAUGAACCGACUAGGCAUGUCCGGUUAUAAUUUCUACACGGUUUGAUGCAUUUGGACGCGCCGUACAGCAUAAAUAAAGGAAAUUCGGCUCCAUUUUGGAGAGAAACAGUUUUAAGCAGGCUAUGAACAAGUUAUGCCUCCGUUUGAUUGCAGUGUUUUGUGGAAAUCCAGCCUCAGUGCUCAGUGGUGCAUGCUUGCGCAGACUGAAAACCACUUCUGAUUGUAAUGCAAGUUCAGCUGGAGCGCCUUAUUGACAAACCUCGUCGCAUUGCCAAGUCGCUUUUUUUUCCCUGCACGCAUCCAUCGCAAAAAUCAGCACAGUCGGUGUUGAAAAUAAAGGAAGAAAUAUGAAUAAACAUUAAAAAAACCCGUCAGUGGGACAUCAGUGCUGCUGAAUGAGUAAAAACUCUCCACUUCCUGCAACAAAAAGGUUGUUUUUUCUCCCGUGGUGUUUGUGUGGAGCGUGCCACACACCCACUCCACAACAACGACGGCUUUUGCUUGCAUCUUCCAGUGUUUCUUCUGUCAGCAAGUUCAGCAGAGCUGCAACUCAUCCAGCGCCAGCGCAGACGAGCCCAGCGAGGAGAACCACGACUGUGAGAUGGUGAAGAUGACCAAGUCGAAAACCUUCCAGGCCUACCUGCCCAACUGCCACCGCACCUACAGCUGCAUCCACUGCCGAGCACACCUGGCCAACCAUGAUGAGCUCAUCUCAAAGUCAUUCCAAGGCAGCCAAGGACGAGCCUACCUCUUCAACUCAGUGGUGAAUGUGGGCUGCGGUCCAGCAGAGGAGAGGGUUCUCCUGACAGGUUUACACGCCGUGGCAGAUAUCUACUGUGAAAAUUGCAAAACCACUCUGGGCUGGAAAUACGAGCAUGCUUUCGAGAGCAGUCAGAAAUACAAAGAGGGAAAGUUCAUCAUCGAGUUGGCGCACAUGAUCAAGGACAACGGCUGGGAGUGACCGGCUUGUCCAUUUUCUUUGUGCUCAGUGACCUUUCGGGCCGCUCUGUAGCGGACUUCACAGAGUGACACCACACACAUACACACACCAACCCACACACACACACACACUCUACCAUUCUGCCACCACCAUGCUUUACCCCCCGACACAUUCAGACUCCCCAACCAGUGUUCUGAAACUCAGAAGGAGUGAUGUGAUAGAGGGAUGGGGAGCAGCAGAGGGGGGGAAAAACAAUGAGAUCUCACUCCUCCAUCAGCACUCACUCUCUUCCGAGAUGUAGACACCCGACUCGAGGAUUUGCUACGCCUCUCUAACUUUUGUGUCGCUGCACAUCGUGAGCAGUUAACAGUAUCUUGAAGACUUUUACUCUUUCAUGUUUUCAUUUUCAUCCUGUUUGCAGAAGCGAAUGACAAGGUGUGUGUGUGCGCGUGAGUGUAUUUCAUGUAGGAAUCCUUCCUGAUGGACUGAUGUUACUGGUUAGCAUUACUCUCAGAGACAGAUUUUCACUGAGCAUGCUCUUUUCUGUGUUGGGAUGGUGUUGGGUGGGGUGGGGUGGGAUGGGGUGAAUGGGGCGGGGUCAGUUAUGAUCGACAUGAAAUGUUUUACCUGGAGAUUUAUAGAAAGGGGUGUGGCUUAUGUAGCAGUAUCGCAGACCCUAUUGGACCAGGGAGGGUUUGAGGGUGGGGUUUGAGCUUUGCAGUGACAUUUUGUAUUUAUGAUAUAUCCCUAUACUUUAUCUAUCGUAUGUGAGAUUGAACUCCUUUUGAUUUUCUCGAUCUUUUCUCCCCCCCUCAGAUGACUUCACUGUGCAAUUUUUUGUGCGCCCCUCCGGUACAGUUUGUCCCCUGUCUUUAGCUGUAAUCGAUGCUUUAGGCGAGAUCAUUUAAAAAAAAAAAAAAAAAAAAAAGUGUUGCUUUUAGUGUUGAGGUGGCAUUUGUGGCAGGUUCCAUGUUUGCAUCAGUACUAUAAGUGAACUUGUGUAUUUUUUUUUGUUUGUUUGUUUUUGUUUUUGUUUUUUUUUAAAUGCUGUCUGAAACGCACUGGACAGCAGGGGAAAACUGAACCUAGAGUCUGUGAUCCACAGCACCACUUCCUCUCCUCACCUCACCUCUUCUCCCUCAUACAUCAAACUCAUCAUGUAGUUUUUCUGAUCACAUAAUCAAACAUUCUCAUGCAUAUGUUCGGACACGCAUGCAUGCGUCAGUGAGUGCGUGUGUGUUUUACUUGAAUGCAGUUAUUUUGUUUGCACUUUGCAGAGGCCUUGUUCGUGGGUUUAGAGGCAAAAAAUCUUUCAGUCCAGGUUCUCGUGGAUGAUUGUAGCUUUGGACGAACUUCAGGGUCAGGUGAUUGCUGGCAUGAUCAUCUCCCUCUUUUUUUUCUUUUCUAAAAGACUAGACAUUCUGCUGCUUACUUUUUGCUUCUGUUUCACAAGUUGGCGAAUUAAACCAUAACUGCAGAAACACUAGGAAUUUGGCCAAUUUGAUCAAGAAAAUGGAUAAGAAGCGGAAAUAAUGAUUAAAAAAGCAAAACGAAAGAAAAUUGAAGUGGUGCAUACUGAAAACGACGUAUUGCAAAGGAAAAAAGUGCUGCUAUUAGAAGAAUGCAAUCCGGAGCUUUCACUUUAUACCUCCUGCACUUUAGCUGUGUGAGCGUGUGUGUGUGAGCGUGUGCGCGUGGACGUGUGUACCUCCUCCUCCUCCACAUCUUUGCCUCUAAGCAGCAUGAACCUUGUGCCUCUCCAAAAGGACAAAAAAAAAAAGGUGAUUUUUCCCUUUCCUGUUGUGCAGUGCAUGACUCCAUGAUGAUAGAUUUCCUUCAGUGGCUCUACAUGGGUCAUAAAGAACCUCACAGAAAGUUUUAUCCACUUAAAACUAUAUUCAGAAGCAUAAUAUGAUCCGAUAUUUUUUUGUAGUAUAGCAGGUGAAAUUAGCACUUGUAUUAUGAGGUGGGGAUCGCGAAUGGGCGGAAUGGGUGGGUUAUUCGUUAUAACGGGAAGGGGCGGGCUUUCUUCCAGUAGCAAGCAGGGAGUUUGACGUUUAACUUAGAUUUCUAUCGAGUAUAAAUCAACAGAUUAUUGCAAAGUUUUUGGAGUUGAAUCAGUGGCAAACCCUCAGUUUAUCACAUUUAUCGCCAAUAAGGUCAGUCGGGUCACGUGACCUUUUGUUUUAAUCAGCCGAAGUCAAUGCAAAUGGGAAUAGUCGUAGAGAUCCUACUUGAAAACAGAGUUACAGACAAAUUAUUGUCCCUGUCUCAGAUUUUGUACAUAAAGUAACAUAUUUAAGGUUUUAUAUAUAUGAUAUAUAUACAUACAUACAUAUUUCUACUGGGUUAGUUCCUCUACUUCCCUGACUUGAAGCACUUUUGUUCACUGUACCUCUAGCUUUCUGUAUGUUUGUGUUUGUGUUUGAGACAGAAUGAGUGAAUGUGAGUUUUUUUUUGUUUGUUUGUUUUUUCCCUCUCUCAUUCAGAAGUAAGUUUUAUUCAUUUUUACUCUUCUAGCUCUCCCAUAUCCUUGCUUCUGUACUUCCUUUCGUUUGUUUUGUAGCUUGUUGAUGAUAAACGAGGCUAUUUAUUUGGAAUCUAAAGACUUGCUUUGCUGGUUUUCUCAGUAAGAGUGGGUCUGCUGGUCUUGGUUUAGCAUUGUGCUCAGUGGUGAGCUGGAUUCACCUGCCGAAACGUUCACAAUAAACAUCGACCGAGACCCGAUUCUCAAAAAAAAAAAAAAAAAAAAAAAACACAAAAAAACACAACAACCACGAACCUUUCUUAAGUUUCGGAACUCAAACAAGCUGAAGAUGAGUGAGACCAGUGUCACUGCUGUCAGUACGCACCUGUGAAUGUGGACUGCUGAAAACUCAAACCAAAAACAAAAAAACAAUAGCAAAGUUGUGCUAUUUCAAUUUUACUCAUAGUUCCAUCAUUUUUUUCAAAUACCUGAAUCAGCAGCUUAGUAUUGUUUGAUCUUUCUUUUUUUUUUUGUUUUUGGUUGUUGAAAUGUAUUUAAAUUUCCUCAUUUCUUCCCCACGCUUUGCCAUCUGUGUUAGUGACACUGGUUUCAAACCUUUAGUUUUAAAGCAUCACCGUUAUGCAGAGGAAACAGUUGGAAGUUUUGAAGAGUUAUUUUUCUUAGGACUGUUAUACUAUAAGGUCUGAAGCAUGUUGUAUUUAUAAAGGCUAUAUUAAGUCGUGCCUGUUUUAUUUUUCUUUCUCAAAGCAAAAAAAAAAGCAUAUGCUUUUUUCUUUUUACUUGAUUACAUUGCUUUGCAUUCUGUCCUAGUGAAAUGUCACAUGUCUGUUUUUCACUGUAUUGUAAACUAUCAGAUAUCACAAUAAAGCUUAAAUGGCA
Pangasianodon hypophthalmus (striped catfish) is the source of this 4376-nucleotide messenger RNA. RefSeq names its product yippee-like 1 (gene ypel1). The record is from RefSeq and is a predicted model, not a curated record. The transcript is spliced from 5 exons. Bases 671 to 1030 code for a protein of 119 amino acids. NCBI's taxonomy places the organism in Eukaryota, Metazoa, Chordata, Actinopteri, Siluriformes, Pangasiidae.